AUGCCCAUCGACGCCAUCAAAACAGCCCAAGCGAUAGGAAUCCUAGGCUGUGCCUUUACAUCUGCUCUCACCCUCCCAGCCCACAAACCUCCCUCCUCUGCAUCCCUCAUCCAGAUAACCCCCGGCGCCCCCAUCUCCCACAUCACCCACCAAUGGCUAUACAUCUUCUCGCGCGGGAAACAGAUCUUCCCAGAUCUGGCCGCAAUUUCAUCAACCGCGCACGUAUACCUAGCCUGGGCGGACAGCAGAGAGAGCAACUCUGUGUGUUAUGCGCUCGCGGCUGCUGUCACUAUGGCGAUUGUCCCGUUUACGUUGACGGUGAUGUAUCCGACGUGUCGGGGGCUGGAGAAUCAUGCGACGAGGGAUGAUGCGGCUGAGGUAGAGGGGAAGGAGGGGAUGGUGACGAGUGAUCAGGAGGUGGCGAAACGGGCGAGAGAGGAUCAGGAGGCGUUGGUGUUGUUGAGGCGGUGGUCGGGGCUGAAUGCUGUGAGGGCGUUGUUUCCUUUGACUGGGGCGGUGAUAGGGUUUUGUGCUGCGGUUUGUGUUUAG
Aspergillus wentii DTO 134E9 is the source of this 549-nucleotide messenger RNA. Its product is annotated as DUF1772 domain-containing protein. Lineage: Eukaryota; Fungi; Ascomycota; Eurotiomycetes; Eurotiales; Aspergillaceae. Bases 1 to 549 code for a protein of 182 amino acids. The transcript has 2 exons. The record is from RefSeq and is a predicted model, not a curated record.